AUGAACAGCCGUCGAUUGGCAAUCGGGCUUGCUCGAUAUGUUCAACAGGACACCAAUCAAGAAGUUAAGGGAGAAAUAAUAGCUGCAUUUAUCUAUAGACUACGGGUUGUGGUAAAUUACAAAAGCAAAGAUGUUGACGAAAUCUGCGAAGCGAUGCGAAUUCUCAUCCAAAGACUUGUCGAUCUUCCUCCAGUAACGUUCGCACCUGAAGUAUGGAUGCCCUUAAUGGCAGCAAUAUCAGAAGGUGGAAUCGAACCACAAUGGAGAAUGAUGAUGGAAACAGUUGAUGUCUCAAGUCUUCCCCCACCCACAGAACCAAAUGAUCCUGAAUCUGAUUUUGAAGAUGAAAUUGAUCUACAAUUAACGACUUCUCCGAAAUAUUAUGAACAAAUAACAUCAAUUUGCAAAGAAUUUGUACUUAAAUAUGGUCUGACUCGGAGAGUUUUCGCAGCAAUUUUGGGUACAGAUUUGAGUGAAACAAUGGAGAAAAUGAUUGAUCAGAAAUGGGAUUCGCUGAAAAUUCAGACAUCGAAUGAGUCAGCAAGUCAAGCAAGUUAUCUGAUGGAAAGGAAUAUUUUUGACGUUUUUUCUGAAAUGAAGGAUCAUGAAAUGUUUGCGAAAGAGCUGUUUUAUGCAUCGUUGGCAAGGAUUUUGAAACGUCUCCAAGAGCACCAAAAACCGAGUCAAGAUUCUGAAGACGUUUCAUUUUAUGAGUCAUCUUUCCAAAUUUUCGAUGAAGUCCUCAAGAAAAUGUGGCCAUAUCUUUCGAAAACAGAUUCGAGCAUCAAGAAAAACAGUAUGAAAAUAUUCGAAAAACUUCUAAGUAUUUGUCCAAACAACGUGCUUGUUCAAAAAUUGACAGAAAAAUUUGUGGAUACGUGUGGAUGGCUAAAAAUUUCUGCAGAAGAUAUUUGUGAAGAAAUGGAGCCAAGAUUGUGGAAAGUUGUUGGGUCACUUGUGGCACGACUUCUUGAUUUGAAGAAAACGAUUCCAUAUGAAAUUGUUUCGUACGCAAUCGCUGUUCAUAUAACACAAGAAGUGACGCUAGCCAGUCCAGAGGAUUAUGCUCCAGACGAUUUUGAGGCACUUUGCGAACAACCACCAGGUGGAAGUAAGAAGGAAAUGUUUUUGAGAUCAAUGGUUGAUGCGACCCGUGCCUCACUUCUCCAAGUGCUCAUUUAUCUCAGAACUUCCAAAAGUAGUUCAGAUGUUGUUCAGUUUAUGAGAGACUACUAUUCAGAGCUGGUUUUCAGUCAAGAAACUCUGAUUAUGCAUGCAUCAAUUGACAUGUUCAGAGAAUCAACAUUUCGGGAUUCAAUUAAAUCUGAAGAUAUUCUAUCCAUCGUUGAUUCUAUCAUUGAUACACCUGCGAUUGUGUCGAUGGUUCUCGUUAUAUGUGGAAUCAAAGAUGUAAAAACAGCAAAACAGGCUCUUGAGAAAACAUUGAUUCGAAUGGCCAACGAUUUGGAAGAUGAAGAUCAAAAAAGAGAAGGAUAUGUCAAUCAUUUACACGAAUCUAGCUCAUUCUGGGCAUGUGUUGCGAAGUAUGCGGAUAGGAAUAUUCUUGAUAAAGCUGCCAAACGAUUUGUUGAAGUUGCUAUUGACAGUCCCGAUAUUCGGACUGCUACGCUGUCGGCUGAUAUUUUUUUGACAAUUUUAAAGUUGGAACUAGUUUCUGAUGCCGAAAAGUUGUCAGAAGAUGCUGUAAUCUGUAAUGCGAAGUUCUCAAAUUGGGAUAUGGAAGAAUCGAGAUUCAGACAAGUCGGAAACAAACUAGUAGAGUGUAACAUGGCGAAACGACCGAAAUAUGCGCAAGUGCCCCUUUUCACACUUCAACAUUUACAAGAAGUCGAUAGUCUUCCGAUGAGAGAUUUGAUCUACACUGUGACUCUGAUGCAAUUUCUGAAAACAAAAGAAGGAAUGGAGUUGCAUAAACAGUUCUAUGAAAACUAUCCGGGACUCGAUGAAAUCUUCGAAAACUUUCAUUCACGAGAACACAAGAUUCGAUUGUGUUCGAGACUUCUGGGAGAGUUCGCCAAAAUUGUUUCGGAAAAUGAAAAAGGAAGUCUGAUUUUCAGUUUGGAUCAUGAAAAUGUUCUGAACUGGUUAGAAGAAAUUGGUAUUAUAGAUUCGCCUAUAAUCUCUGAGAAACUGAUUGAUCUCACUUUCCAUGUUGAAGUAUGGCAUGCUUUGAACUUUCUGCAAUUCGAGAGUACCGAGUGUCAUUUCGACGAUGUUCAAACUUUUGGACGAAUCUGGAUGACGAAUGUGAUGGAAGUUAUACCAGACAAAACACUAAGAGAAGUUGAAGAUCAAAUAACAAUUAUGUUGAGGAAUCAGUAUGAAAAGCAGGGUUAUAAAAUGAAGGCGUUACGAGAGAAACGAUUCAAUGGAAAAUUCCCAAAAUAUCCGAAACCUGAACCAUUGGAACCACAGAUAUUGUCGAUGCAUAAUAGAAUUGGUAUUUGGUUAACGAAGAAGAAAGUGGAAGAGUUCGCUGAUGAAUCUACAAAGCUUUUCACGUGGCUUAUUGGAGUUUGCUCUGGACAAAAGUCAUAUGGGGAUGUGGUCACGGCGGAAGCGAAGAAGAUUCUGGCAAAGCUCUAUCCGGAUCAACAAAAACAAGAAGACAUUAAACAUUAUUUUGGAAUGUCAGCACUGUUGAAUGGAAUUGGAAUAUGCAAAGAAGAAGAGGGAAAAUUCUCAUUCCGCCCAAUGUUUAUUCGAAUUUAUCAAGAAGUUGUGUCUAGAGAUAUGACUACUUGGGAAGCUGGUUAUUCGAUGGAAGUCAUCAGUAAACGAUUAGGAGGAUUCCAUGAAUGGUUGGAAGAUGUGAAUGAGGAAAAGUUAGAGAAAGACAAUGGUCAUCAUCUCCAAGUGAUUCAAAAGCUAUCCCAUCAUUGCUGGUUUAAACUCAGAACUAUUGAAGUGGCUGAAUUGGACAAUACGACUCCAGACCAUAUUCUUCUUACUCUCAGAAAGUUUUCUGAAGUUAUAGCAAGUCGAAUGGACAAGAUCAUAAAUUGGCUCAUUCCUACACUCAGUCCAUUCACUUUAGCUUCACGACUCGAUCUACUUUUAGAAAUUAUUUUCUUAUUCCCUGAAAUAGUGGAAAAGUACAGGAAGCAAAUUGAAUCGUAUUUCUUCAAACUAUUCGAUUUGUUCCUUAAAGAAGAAUACAUUGAUGGACUUGUCAAUAAUCCAGAGUUCAAAAUUCAAACAACUGACAAAUAUCUGUCGUCCACUUUGAACACAAAAAGGGAAUACUAUUUGAAAGAUCCGACCCAAAAUAAACUGUUUCGAGUUCCGGAUCUGUUGAUGUUGAUCAGCAAAUAUGGAUCAAAGAAUGUUCAAAUUUAUUGUUUGAAAAAAAUCGGAGAAGCAUUGGCAAUCCUUCCUGGAAAAAUUCUGGAGAAUCAGGAAGUUCUUAGAGGAAAUAAGAAUAUUGAGGAGAACUCCGAAAAACGUGUUGCCUGUGAUGUAAUCGUUCUGUCAGAGUUCCUGGGGUACUUCAACUGUCUUUACUCUCAAAUUUCGAUGGAAACUCUAUCUGAACCUUCUGAAGAAACCAUAAUGAAGACUUUCAUGCUGCUCGAUACUGGAUCUCGCUCGAAAAAUGAGACUAACAAGAGGAAAACGAGUAGCGGUUUGCCACGUCAUCAUCAGGAUCAUAUAGACAUGAAGUACUGUACCUUCAAGUCAACUGGAAACAAGUUCACAAGCCAGCAUUGGUACAACUGUUACACUUGCAACAUGAUGGAAUCUACUGGAGUAUGCAGUACUUGUGCUGUCAACUGUCAUCGUGGCCAUGAGCUUGCCUACUCGAAAAAGGGAGCAUUUUUCUGUGAUUGUGGAUCAAAACCGUGUGAUGCAAUGAAAGGAGCCGAUCAUUAUCCGAAUGCGAUGAACUCGUUAAGAGGACAAUUUCCAGAUAAUAGUAUUCAGAAAACGUCACCAAAGCCUAGAGAUGUUUUUGUGUACUUCUUCGAAUUCUUGAAAACAAAAGAUGAUGACUUUGAAGAAUUGAAGAAUUCACUGAAAGCAGUUCAGAAAGAAUUUCAAAAAGCUCAAAACGACUUGGAGAAAGUUUUGGAAUCGAUCGAUUACGCAAAUCGAAAGGCAUUGAAUGUCACCGAACAUCAGAGAUCAGUUGUUGAGUCGAUGAAGAAUAUGGAUAGAGUUGUGUUGGAAGAGAAAGAGGAAUUCAUGUCGCCUCUAGAUGCAGCAGGUCACUUUCUUCCAAUACGUGGAUCCGAUUCAAUGGUUCAAGACAGGGGCUUGAGUAUAACUCUACGUCAGCGAGAACUGGCAGACAUCAUAAAAUUGGAUGAUGGAACAGAGCUACUCGUGAUGAUACCAGAUAGCGUUCAAUCGUGUCUUCAAUUACAUUAUAUGGACACGAGGACUCAUUUGCUUCAAGGAAUGCAUUGUCUUCGGACUGAAACUGAGCAAAUUCCAUUUAGUCCCGUCAGUUUGGAUGUGUCCGGAAAUCGUUUGGUUGUUUGCGGAACCUAUGAGAUCUAUGCAUUGAGAUUCUCUCCGCAAGGUACUGUUAUUGAUAGAGCACACAUUAAGCUAUUGGAGAAUGGAAGUUCUGGCUCGAUGAAUGGAAAUCCGGUGAAGAAAGCAAGAUUUUGUCCGGAGAUUGAAGGGGACACGAGGAAAAAACAGUUGAUUGCAGUAGCCACAAUGCAAUACAUCCGGGUCUACGACCUGACUCUCCAUGAGACCAACUUCGUGGAAGAAAUGGUUUUGACUACUGGAAAUGUUGAAGACGUGCUCAUUCUGAAUCCGGUUAAUGGGAAUAUUAGAGUAUUGGUUCUCUCGUCAUCUGGAUAUCUCUAUGAGCAUAAUAUCAGCGACUGUACUGCUGAUAACAACUCAAUUUUCCUGACAAAUGUUGUUAAUACUCCUGGAAUGGAUAUGAAUGGUGAUGGAGUAUCUCUUCACUACUCAUCGAAAUUCAAUCUGCUCUUUGUAUCGCUCGACUCUGCCCUCUACGUAGCUCGUUUACCUGAACCAACUGGCAACUCACAAGCGCCAAUCUAUGACUGGAAACCAAUGAAUAUCAAAUGGCCAGUGGAAGUUUGGAGAGAAGCAUCUGGAAUCAUUGCGUGUUUAUCAAAAGAAAUAACAGAUCAAGUCAUGUAUUUCCAUCCGACUGUUGAUAAAAUCAUGAUCCAAAAAACUCAAGUAAAUCGGCCAAUUAUGACAUUUUUCAUGAUGACAAGUUCCAAAAAUCAAUCGAUUUACUCUGUUAUGAUAUUCCCUAAUUUGCCGACAUGUGAAAUUUGGGAAUCCUCAUGGGAAAACGUUCAUGAUUUAUGGAUUGCCGACGUGCCAAGUGAACGUUUCGCGAUUGAAGUUGUCGAGCAGAAGACGGUUCCAAAACCAUUGGAUAAAGAAGAUUUGGUGUUGCUGGCUGAACAAUGUGAACCGAUUGGAACUGUUGAAUGGAGUUGUCGAGAUAUUGAAAUGUUCUAUACGCAUACUGAAUUGAAUCAUCGUUUGUCGAUUUCCGAAUCAAUGCCGAUUACUGUAGUUCAGCAGACACACUUCACGUUGACUGCAAGAGUUACUAAUUCAAGACAAAUCGUUCGUAUGAUCCGUCUCGAAGUAGAAGGACCAACAGGACCAGAGUAUCUCAAAAUCGGAAAUACUCGUUACACAGUGUCUACCCGAAAUGCAAAAGUUUAUGAUUUGAGACUCACACGUGAAGAAUCUCUUACUCUCGAUCAUCGGAACAUAACUAUUGAAGUGAUUCCAAAGACCAAUCAGAAUACUGUAAAACUUAAAUCUCUGAAAUUGUAUGGAUGUGAUCGGAAUGCAAUGGAUGAAAUCCAACCAAGAUUCGAACGUCAACCAGUAUUAAAUACUCCAAAUCGUCUGGUUUAUUCCAUUCUAGAAUUCCCAGGAGAAGACGUCCAAUGGGUUGAAAAAGUUGCAGAAUCUCAUCUCUCCAGAAAACUGAAUCACCCAUCUGUUUGCUCAAUCUCCACAAAAUCAAUUUUGAAAUGUCAUCCGAAAAUCGAUGAAAAACUGUUCCAAAUUAUCGACAGAUCGUAUUUACAAGAGUGGAAAUCACUUGCCAACUGGACAGAAGAAUCCGGAUUCUCAGAGAUGAGAAUGCACCAUGUGGAGCAUUUACUGGAUAGAAUGGAAGCAGUUAGAACAAGAUGGCCUUAUUUCUAUCAGACCCUGAAACAAGAGUUCGGAGCAGUGACAUGUUUUGUGGAAUUGAUGAGAGAUGAAAUGAGAAAGAUGCCACUUCACAGAUGUCAAAUGAUGGCUCAAGCGAUAGUGAAAGUUGUUUUUGGAAUGUUGAGUUAUGGAACUGAUGAAUCAGAGAAACUUAUUCAUGUCUUCUUGGAUAUCUUCACGGAUAACUCCACCUAUCAUUUAGCUAACGACCUUCGAUCAGCAGUUCAAGAGACUUUUUCGAGAUAUGAUAAUGUAUUGAAACAAGAGAAACAAUUGAUUGAAGGAAAGGACAAAAAAGAGCUCAUCCGAAUCGGCAAUACUGGUCUUGCUCCGUUCUAUGGUGCUCCGAGAGUUCUUGCAAAGACGCCAGCUAACUUGAUGAUUUCAAAUGUUACCGACACUUUGCCGUUGGAGGAAAUAGAGAAAACUACUUGGCUAGAUCAGAUAAUAUCGUUACUUUUAGAGAAACUUUCGAGAUCGAAAUCAACAUCCACGUGGCAAAACAUCUCUGACUCUCCAGCUUACAAUUUGUCAAGAGUCUUGGCCAGUUGUGUUGCAAUCUGUGAUCCAAAAAUCAUUGGAUCCCACUUCUCGAGACUGAUUCGACUGAUCAGUUACGAUGCGAAUGAGAUUUAUCCGUUCAGUGAAAAAACAUUCCCCAACUAUUCUCUGUUAAGAUCUGUGGAACUUCUUCUUUUUGUAUGUCUCGAAAAACGAGGAGAGGAGAAAAAAGAGAAUUUGGAAAUGUUGGAUUCAAUUGUUAACGAACUCCAAACUGUCGGAAUUCGAGAUUUAUGUUUCAACGUUUUGGAGAAAGUGAUUCCUGAAUGGAAGGAGAGAGGACCUGCCACGUUUGCGAGAAACUCUUCUGAAAGUCAUCGAAAAGUUUGGUUGCCACACGUUCCAUUGGUUUCAUCGUCUGCAAAUCCGCCAAAUGCAAAUGUUAUGAACUGGCCAUCUAGCCUCGAAGACGCUUACAUUAUAGCUUGCACCGAUUUGGUUCUCCUAAUCCCACAACAUCUUCAAGAAUUAGACCGCAGAAAAUCAGUACCACGUGACGAUCGUUGGAUUCAGAAAUUGUGUCAAUUGGCUAAUUUGAGCAAUGGAUGUUCAGCAUAUCGACAAUGUAAAAAGCUUCUUCUUGCAAUGUGUUACAAUGAUGAAACGAAAUACAAAAUAAUGAGAGACAAGUAUAAAAUGCAAGAACUUCUUCAACAAUUGGUUAAUAAGUAUUUGAAUGUGAGUAAAGAGGUUGGAGGACAUCAACAGUUGACUGAAAUCGUGGAUAUUCUUGCUUCAAUUACAAAGCUCGCAAUGAUUCGACCAGAUAUGUGGAGAGAUGUUUGCAGUACUUAUACCACUUGGCUCCUCCGUCUCGCUUGUUACACAACAAAAGUUGUCGCAUCCCAAGUUGUCGAACUUCUCAUAGUCGCUGUCCGUGAUUCAAGUGUUGGUGGGCAACUGAGCAUUCAGUUGGCUGAUAGUAUCAUUGAAGCUCAAAAUGGAGAAUUUAUUGAAAAGAUAAUCAAAAGAUUUUUAAUAGGAAAGGACGAACAAUUGAGAUGGACACUUCAUGGCAUGCUUCGAUCUGUUAUCCAAUUGGCAAGUCGGCAGAAUCAGUGUUCGAUUGUCAAGAAAUUGUACAACACUGUAUAUCCAAUGGUAGAGAAUCUUGGAGUUCAAGGUGCUCAGCUGGUCGAUCUCAUUGCAACGUACGCCCCCAGAGUGUUCAGUUCUGCAGAGCUGGUAUCCAUGACUCAAUCUGAAAUUUCAACGAUUCAAAAGAUCGGGGACACGCUGGAUAAGGAUGGAUAUCAGGGAAUGUACGAACUAAUGAGUCAUUUGGGUCUCGGAUGGAAAUCAAUUCAAUUCGACAGAAAUCCAUGUCUUGUUUGCUUCACAAGUAGAGGAAUUCAUGAUGUUGUGAAGAUGACUACAAUCAAAUCAGAUACCAGAUAUUCUGCCAAUACCAUGAUCUACAAGCUACUCUCAAAUUAUGAAAUUUCAAAAGUCAUUAUCAAACUGAGUGAUGUCAAAAAGAGUAAAGCCAUCAGGAAAGUUUCCCUCUAUUACUCAGCCAAAUCCGUUGAAUCUGUGGAAUUGAAAUUACAUCCUGAAUUGUGGAGAAAGUGUGCAGUAGUCAAUGUUGGAGAAAACGAGACAAUAAUCAACCUCUCGUUGGCUGUUCCAGUCGUAACUUCCUCAUUGAUUAUUGAGUUCGAUGAAGUCACGGAUCAACGUAGUUCCAGUCAACUUCAUUGUCCCCGUUGCUCUGGACCUGUUCGAACUCAUUCGGGAGUGUGUGAUAGUUGUGGAGAGAAUGCAUUCCAAUGCAUGAAGUGUCGAUCCAUAAAUUACGUGGAAAAGGAACCAUUCUUAUGUCAAAGUUGUGGGUACUGUAAGUACGCGAGGAUCGAGUUAUCGGCAGUGUGUCGGGCUCUUCCUGGUGCUCAACAUAUCACCUGUGAUGCUGAAAGAGGACAAUGUGUACAGGAAAUCACGCAGUUAUUGACUAAAAUGGAGACUACUAAAACCAAAUUAACUGGAUACAGAGCUGUAUGCGAGUCUCUCUACCUCAAAAACCGUCCUCUCCCGCCCUACAAACUUCACGUGGAAAACAACCAUGCAUCUGAAUUCUUCGAAACGAACGGAACAAUGAGCACAGAGCAAUUGGCAUUCCAAUCGGUCACGAAUCCAAUGAGUAAUCUUGCGGUUACAAUCAAAACUCUUCACACAGAGCUAUGUCAACAAACUCAACAGCUGAUGUACUUACACGAGGAAUUGAAUCGAUAUGAUCAUGCAUCAGAAGUAUCAAUUGUGUUCCAUAAAUCACAGAACACUUCUUACUAUUCAACAAGUGAAUCAUGUUUCGGAUGUCUCUGUAAUCAACUUCUCCAUUCGAUCGCCCUUCUUCAUUCUGCUUGUGACGAUGAAAAUGCACUGAAUCUCCUUCUUUCAUUCGAUUCAACAAUCGAGAGACUUGGAAUAUUAGCUCAAACUUAUGAGACACUUCGAGAAGAAGUUGAAGAACUGCUAGUUCGUUUGAUGUUUGGAAGAACUGAUGUCACCUCGAAAAUUGAGAAAUUGAUUGAAAAUGGAGAUGUCAACUUGUCGGUGAUGGUCAAAUCCUUGAUGUAUGCAGCUGAUCCAACAUGGCAACAAAAACUGAAAUUAUUAGUUCGAUUUGCAAUUGAGAAGAGAGAUGAGAACAGUUGUCUUCAAGCUUUGAUGGUUUUGAAUAAAUAUUUGGAAGCGACGAAAACAGUUUCGAUGGAUGAGAGGAAGAAGAUUAAAGUGACGAAGAAGGAAGGAGUCGUCAAAUGGCUUACUUCAGACGAAGAUUGGAACGACUGUUGUUCGAUAGCCUCAACAUCUACCGCUCCUCCACCCUCAACACCGUCAAAUCCUUACGAAUGGAUUUCUGAAUGUCUUUUCUCUCAAUGGAUGUCUGUUCGAUCGGCAGCAAAUCAAUUGUUGAUAAAUCUAUCUCGUCAACAAUUCCAUGAACCAAUUGCUUUACUUCUUCUGUGUGAGAAUUUAGCGAAACUGACGACUCUUCCUUCGGCAGACUGCGAUCAGUUCAUGAGUUCAUGUCAUACGAUAAUUGAUUCGUCCGUCAAUACGAAAACAAGAUUAUUUGUACAACAGUUCCAUGUGUACCUCAUCAGAAAAAUUCAUGAAGAAUGUGCAAAUCUACAUGGACAGAAGAUCACACUUUCAACGGAUAAUACAUUUGGAGAGAGAUUGAGAUGCUUCGUUGAAUUACUGUCGCUUCUCUUAUCUGGAUCAUAUGUCGAAAACGUUCUUCUGAAGGCUGGAGCUGAUGAUUUAUUGAUUUUCUUGCUUCAUUCUACCAUCUUUUUGAAAAGAAUGAUGACUAGAAGGACGCGUGCAAUCGAUUCAUCUCGGACGGCAUUAGAGAAACUAUUAAAAAGAGUUUCAUGUCGAGAUGGUACGAAACUGAUGAGUGUAUGUGUGGAUUCGUUGAAGUUGGUGAAAGAUACUUCCACAUUGGGAAUCAUUGUUGGCGUCAUGAUGGAAAUCAUGAAUCCACAACAGGAAACUGAAGAGUCGUUCCUCAUUCAGAUUGAGAAAGAUGUGGCACAAGAAGACUUUUUACAAGGAAGAAUGACACAUAACCCGUAUAAUUCAAACGAUCUUGGAAUGGGACCUCUGAUGCGUGAUAUCAAGAACAAAAUCUGCCGAGACACUGAAAUGAUAGCGUUGAUGGAAGAUGAUAAUGGAAUGGAAUUGCUUGUAAAUGGGAACAUUAUUUCACUCUCCUUGAGUGUUCGAGAGGUUUAUGAUCGGUUGUGGAAGAGAACAAAUAACGGUUCUCCUAUGCUCAUUGUCUACCGUAUGCGUGGAUUGAUGGGAGAUGCUGUGGAAACGUUCAUUGAGAAUUUUGGAGUCGCUGAGAAUUCAGAAGAAGACGAUGAAGAGGAUGAGCAGUUGGUCCGAAUGACUAAUUGUUUGACACAAUGUGGAGGAAUUGAUAAGUUGAUGGAUUUGAUGGCGACUAACGUGGAGUCAAGCUCUGGAAGAUUUCUUCUCGGACACCUUCGGAAGAUGUUCGAACGAAUUGUGAAGAUUCCUGUCGGCCGAAGAGUUUUAAUUGAACGUCGAAUGGUUGAAAGAAUGAUGUCAGUGGUUCGAACGUGUUGUGCAGAUCCAACAAAUGAAUCGAAAGUUGCAAUCGGGAUGGAGUUAUAUAAAGUUGUUGAAUUCGUGGUUUCCGAUAAGCAUGUCCAGGAUAUAUUAUGUGGAAUCAAAGAAGAAGACGCUAAUUGGUGGUUUGACCUGUUCGAGAAACGUGGAAAUGAAGAGGGAUCAGUAACAGAAUUACAUCGAAAAACUGCACAAAUUCUGGAUCAAAUGACAUCGAGCAUCGGAAACAUAGUAAUGGGAUCAGAUGCAUCUGAAAAUGUUCUCGUUGGAAUGUACUCCAGAAUUCUGAAAUGGGAUGUUAUUGAUGCAGGUGUACCACCUUCGGAUAUUCAAGCACGUCAACGAAUUUCAAGAAGAGAUCAAACUAUUAUGAUGACUGAACAGCUGGCGAAUAUUACAGCAAACAUUCUUCCAUCCACUUAUGGAGCAAGAUUGAAGCAAAAGAUUCUGGAUUCUGGAGUUAUUGCCACGACUUGUCAGUACUUGAUGAAAGAUCUUCCGAAUCUUUAUCAGCCAACAGAGUCACCUGAAUGGAAGGUUUUCUUGUCACAGCCAUCGUUGAAGUUAAUUUUGACUCUUCUCGCUGGACUCGCACGUGGACAUCAAGCUUCGCAGAAAGAGAUUGCAAAGACUACUUUGAAGCUGAUGCACCGUCUCGAACAAGUGGCAUCUGAUAAUUCAAUUGGAACAUUGGCUGAAAACGUGAUCGAAGCUUUGAAUGAAGAUGAGGAAGUGAAAAAUCAAAUCAAAAUGGUUCGAGAUGAAACGGAGAAGAAAAAGAAGCAGAUGGCAAUGAUGAAUCGAGAGAAACAAUUGAUGAAAAUGAGAAUGAAAGUGGGAACAGGAGGACAGAUUAAGGUCUCCUCAAGAACCCUUCACAAUGAACCAAGUAUCGAUGACACCGACUCGCUUUCGUGUUGUAUCUGUCGAGAAAGUGUGAUUCGUGGAAGUCAGGCAUCUGGAGUCUACGCAUUCGCCGCUAUCGAUCAAGAGUCAGCCCGUACUUGUACAGUUUCAAUGAUGGUUAUGGUACACCUGGACUGCCAUAAAAAUGCGAUUCGUGGUGGAGGCGGCGGACGGGCGGUUGAUGAGUGGACACGAUCAAAAUUGCACAAUGCAGGUGCCAAGUGUAAUGUGAUUACUCCGAUUGCAAUGGGAACGACUACUGAUGAGAUAUGGAUAGAAGCAAUUCAUCGAUACGAGAUCGAUAUUGGAAGGGUUUCUGGAUUGGCUCAUGUAGUUGUUAACAGAAAUUUCGUUUUCAUUGACAUCUGUAAAUUGGUUAAUCGAUUCAUUCAUAAGAGAUCCUUCUCCCUUCAAUCAGAAGGCGGUGGUCGCGAAUCUAACAUGCAAUACCUUGCCAUUCUUCAUCUUUUCGGUGUUUCUCUUCCAGCUGAUGCUGCAGAAUUGGAAAUCUCCUCUUCCGAUCAACGUCUCAUUGGAUUCCUCUUCACAGAGCUGACCACUGAGAGUUGGAAUGAUCAGAAGAACGACGUACUGCGUGCAACUCUACACGAUGCUCAGACAAAUGGACCGAUUGCCACGUAUCAAGAUGCGAAACCCAUUCUUAUGACGUGGGCGUUCGUGGAUGCGUAUUUCAAUAAAGUUAUCAAGAUCACCGGAGAUGAUCGUUUGGAAUGGCUCCGUGAGCAUCUUGUCGAAACUAUCAAUAAGACACGUGGAUUUGUUGAUGACUUCGAUUCGAACGUUCUUCCAUGUGAGGGACUAGCAGAGUUCUGCGACGUCACCGGUGCGCUACUCAAUGAGUUAGCUGUAUUCCUUCCGGAUAACUAA
This is a messenger RNA of Caenorhabditis remanei, 12663 nucleotides long. RefSeq lists its product as uncharacterized. Lineage: Eukaryota; Metazoa; Nematoda; Chromadorea; Rhabditida; Rhabditidae. The transcript is spliced from 25 exons. Gene Ontology annotation, biological process: DNA replication. Gene Ontology annotation, molecular function: zinc ion binding. The record is from RefSeq and is a predicted model, not a curated record. Bases 1 to 12663 code for a protein of 4220 amino acids.